Molecule: messenger RNA, 1295 nt
Organism: Exaiptasia diaphana
Lineage: Eukaryota; Metazoa; Cnidaria; Anthozoa; Actiniaria; Aiptasiidae
Product: leucine-rich repeat-containing protein 74B
Exons: 11
Coding region: 64-1287 (407 amino acids)
Molecular function (GO): calcium ion binding; protein binding
Source: RefSeq, a predicted model, not a curated record
UUUUUUUCAGAUUUAGUACCUGUUUCGUAUUUUACUGAGAGACUCAAAGAAAGUGAAAUAAUCAUGCGACAUCAUGGAUUGGGGACAAUUGGAACAUUACCACUUGCUAAGUCUUUAAAGAAGAAUACUUUCAUUGAAAAAAUCGAUCUGACAGACAACUACAUAGAGGGUCCUGGUGCAGUCUCACUGGCCAACAUGUUACAAGAUAACUGCUUUAUUACAGACAUUGACCUUUCUAUGAACUUCAUACGGUCAGAGGGAGGUGUUGCUUUUGCUACAAUGCUAUAUAAAAAUCAGUCACUCAGAAAACUUGUUUUAAAGUCCAAUCACCUGACUGACAAGGAUGCCAAAGUAUUUGCUGAGGCCUUAAAAGAAAACCGCACUCUUGAAUACUUGGACAUCAGUCAUAAUGAGAUAGGAGAAUUAGGAGGCAUCUACUUGGGAGCUGGUUUGGCUGUAAAUUAUGGUCUCAAGCAUUUCGAUGUUAGUUGGAAUUGUAUUCGUUUUAAAGGUGCUGUUGGUUUAGCACAAUCACUAAAGACCAAUGAUUGCCUGACACACUUUAACAUGUCUUGGAAUGGCUUGUCCCUAUUGGGUUGUGUGGCAUUGGGAAGAUUUCUUAAAAGGAAUGAAGCAUUGGHUGAACUUGACAUCAGUAAUAAUAGGAUUGGUUUGCUAGGAACACAGAAACUUGCUGCAGGAAUUGCUGGUCAUCCUAAUCUUAAAGUGUUAAAGAUUGGUAGGAACCCAAUGGGUGAUGUUGGUGUGGAGUGUCUUCUUAGUGUUGUCAAGACUCAUAAUACCAUAUCAUACUUAUCACUAGAGGAUAUAACUGUAUCACCUAAAGUGUUUGAUGAGAUCAAAGMCUUAGAGGCAGAGAGAAAUAUUACCAUCAUUACUGGAGGAAUAGGAGGCUAUAAAAGACCAAAGGAAAUGCCACCAGGAAUGCGCAUACUUCUUGAUUUUAUUUCGGACAACCGUUUACGCCUUAUUGACUGGUUUAACCAGUUUGACAAGGAUCACAGUGGUGGAAUAUCUAGGGAGGAGUUCCGUAAAGGACUAAAAGAGAUAGGACUUGUAAUGACAACUCGUCAACUUGAUAGAUUGAUUGAAUUCAUUGAUAUUAAUGAUGAUGGGGAGAUUGAAUACAGUGAGCUUCUGCGUGGGAGAGAAAUAACCAUUCAGCAACUUAGAAUUGAGAAGAAAAUAGAGGAAAGGAAUAAGAAAAUAGAAGAGCAAAGAAUGACGUUGCCUAAGCUGGAAGGCUAUGAUUAUGACCUCAUGUAAUAUUGUUU